UUUAUUUCCUGUUCUAAUUUGCUUGCUUGAGUGUUCCGGUUUGGAUCACUAAAACAGAAGGAUUAAUUGUGUAGGUUAAGUUUACUUUUCAUAUGGUUUAGAAUCUUUUAUGAUUUUGUGUUUGCUUAUUCUGUAAGCAAGCUUGUAUGUAGUGAACAGAGAAACUUGUUAUGGCUUUUUUAUCUGUAGUAUUUAUUCUUUCCUUCUAGUAGUGGUCAAUCCGAUACCCUAUGACAAGGUUAUUCUUUCGCAUAGGUAGCUGUAGUAACUAUGUUUCUGGGUGUUGUUUCCUGAACCAAACUGAGAGAUGCUUUGAGAAUGAACCCUGCUGUUCUUUUGUAUUGUUUUCUGGUGCUUGUUUCCGGGCUUUCUUGUUUGUAACUAUGGAAUCAUUUAAGAACAAAUGCAAGGCUUUUUUCAGUGUGAGGAAACCUUUCCUGAACCAAACUGAGAGAUGCUUUGAGAAUAAACCCUGCUGUUCAUUUGUAUUGUUUUGUGGUGCUUGUUUCCGGGCUUUCUUGCUUGUAACUGUGGAAUCAUUUAAGAACAAAUGCAAGGCUCUUUUUAGUAGCAGAGGUUGUUUUGGAUGCUGUGCUAAACCUUCUACAAAUUUUGCGGUUUAUGACCCAUCAAAGGGUCUGACAAUUCAACGUCAAACAGUAAAGCAACCCAGCACUACAGACGACUUCGAAAGCAGUAGUGCAGGUGAAAUGGACCAUAGUGGAGUACAAUCCCAAAGAAGUAUUUCAACAAUCAUUACCUUGAAUCAGACCUGUGAUCCCUCUACUAGUGACGGCAGCACAAGCAAUCCUUCUGAAUUUGUAAAUCAUGGUCUUCUUCUUUGGAAUCAAACAAGGCAGCAGUGGCUUGCAAAUAAAAGGUCUCCAAACAGGGCACAAGUUCAAGAACCGGCAAUAAGAUGGAAUGCCACUUAUGAGAGUUUACUUGGGAGCAACAAGCCUUUUCCCCGACCUAUCCCUCUUACUGAAAUGGUGGAUUUUCUUGUUGAUGUUUGGAGAGAAGAAGGUUUGUAUGACUAAAUAAGCUGGAAAUUUUACAAGUGCUUUCUCCUUCCUUCCUCAUGUAUCGCUUAAAGGUUGCAUUUGCCUUGUGAUUUCUAUCGCUUUUCUUUCGUUCAAGUGUAGCCUCCUUGUAUACUCUUUGUGGAGUAGCAGUUGCUCUGCAAUUUUAUCAACCUUGAUUGUGUGCAAACAUUGAUUCAUUUAUAGGCACAGGACUUGUAAAUCCAAA
Hevea brasiliensis (rubber tree) is the source of this 1251-nucleotide messenger RNA. RefSeq lists its product as uncharacterized. The coding region runs from base 231 to 1040 and encodes 269 amino acids. The record is from RefSeq and is a predicted model, not a curated record. Lineage: Eukaryota; Viridiplantae; Streptophyta; Magnoliopsida; Malpighiales; Euphorbiaceae. The transcript has 5 exons.